CGGGGCAGCGGCGCGAGCUCCCGGAACGUGCGCACCGGGUGCGCGGGUGGGAGGGACUGGUCGGCCGCGGGAACCGGAGCCUGAAGUACAGGUGUCGGAGCCGGGGCUCCCAAAGGAAGGUCGUCACGAUGAACACCGUGCUGUCGCGCGCGAAUUCCCUGUUCGCCUUCUCGCUGAGUGUGAUGGCGGCGCUCACCUUCGGCUGUUUCAUCACCACCGCCUUCAAAGACAGGAGCGUCCCGGUGCGGCUGCACGUCUCGCGGAUCAUGCUAAAAAAUGUAGAAGACUUCACUGGCCCUAGAGAAAGAAGUGACCUUGGAUUCAUCACAUUUGAUAUAACAGCUGAUCUAGAGAAUAUAUUUGAUUGGAAUGUUAAGCAAUUAUUUCUUUAUUUAUCAGCAGAAUAUUCAACAAAAAAUAAUGCUCUGAACCAAGUUGUCCUUUGGGACAAGAUUGUUUUGAGAGGUGAUAAUCCAAAGCUGCUUUUGAAAGAUAUGAAGACAAAGUAUUUCUUCUUUGACGAUGGAAAUGGCCUCAAGGGAAACAGGAAUGUCACUUUGACGCUCUCCUGGAAUGUUGUACCAAACGCUGGAAUUCUACCUCUUGUGACAGGAUCGGGACAUAUAUCUGUCCCAUUUCCAGAUACAUACGAAAUCACCAAGAGUUACUAAAUUAUUAUGAAUCUGAAACAUAUUUUUAUACAUGUUGAAUUGCAUCUCAUCUCUUCCCAGUUUCUUCAUUGAUCUUUCUUGCUUGUUUGCUUGCUUUCUUUUAUUUUGUUUUAUUUUGUUUUGAUGUAAGAAAGACUCAGAUCAGAAGACACAGAUGAAGUGAAAGGUUCUAAGGUGCUUAAGCUGAGCUUUGUAAACAGAAAGAUAAAAAAAAGCCUACCAGAGAAGGAGUAGUAUGGAGAAUGAGGGAACUGCAUAGGAAGAAUUUGUCAGCAGCAUAGGUUUAAAACAUUUAUUUGCGGGCAUAAAGGGCUGUUUAGGGGUCAUAAGAAUUCUGAAUUUCAUGUUUGGUGUUUAUGCCAGAUGGUCGUGACUUAUGGGCAUUCUCUUCUAUCUUAGUGUAUGCUAGAUUACUGGACACUUUCAUGUGGUUCCUUUGAAGUCUGGUUUACAAAAGAGCAGAGUGGUAGAAUUUUAUUCCAUUUGUUUUAGAAAUCUCCAGCAGGUUUGCUUUCCUUGAGUGAGUAGCAGCUUUCUCCAAAUAAGGAGUCAGGACCUCUUUGAAUCCUGUAAAUUUAGCAGGCUCAUUUUAAAGUUUCAGCCCAACCAAAUGUGUGUAUGUUCAGAAUGUUUCUUUGUAUAUCUCUAUACAUUUUUACCUUUGCCAUAGAAAGUUGAAAAUGUUUGCAUGGAUUACCUCCUGAAUUGAAUUUGUCCCACUGAACUUGCCUCUGUGAUUAACUACAGUUUUCUUAGCUCCAUAUUUUUAUAGUUGAAAGAGUAAGAGAAUUUGUCUUGUGCUUUUCCACCUACAGAUUUCUUUCAUGUGCUUGAAUUUUGUAGUCCUAACGAGGUACAGAGUGCUAAUAUUAGCUCUUUGCAGGUGAAGAAACUGAAACCCAGAAACUUACUGACUUGCACCCAAAUUAAAAAGCAAGCAGUGGACUCUUUCUAUACCUAAGUUAACACAUUGGUCACAUUCAUAUAAUUUUAUGGUAGUUUGUUACUGUCAUUUUCCUUCUGGGAAUGAGAGAGUACAAAACUAACAUUCUAGCAGCCAACAUCUUAGACAGUGAUAUCUUUGUGUAUAUUCAUUUUUACCCAUGUUAAGAUAACUAUAUAGGUUUGUAAAAUAAUUUAGAGAUUAAAUACAUUAUAUAUGAUUGAAUAUAUAAUUAUAUUUGACAUGAAAUUUAUUUUCCUCAUUGAUAAAUGCCCUUAGAAUUAGCACCUGCAAAUUUGCUACUCUUAAGUGCAAGAGUAGACACUAUGUACAUUCUUCAGUAACCUAAAAGGGCUGCUUACUAGCAUUUGUUCUGUUUACCUCAUGUGUUGGGUGACAUUCAUUUUAACAGCUCUUGUAUGUGGUGGUACAGUUCUUACAAAUGCAUGAGGUUUUCUUACCAGCAUAAAGGUCAAAGGCACAUUUUGAGAUUGGCACUAGCAGGUUCCUUAAACAUUUCAGGGUCUCUGUUUCUUUGUCUAUAAAAUGAUUCUUUACUAUGAUAGGAAUCAGUGAAAUGUUUUCUAUUCAACAGAUUGUGAACAGGAAACCACUUUAGUGAUCUGAAGUCAGAAAGGUGAUGGAGAGAUUAACACAGAGUUCAUAAGGAUCUGAGCUUCUGCUAUGUUUUAUACCUACAAAUGAGCUUUAUAUAUUGACCAGACAGAUACUAGAUGUGUAAAAUCUGCAAAUGUCAAAGCUUAGGUCUGGGUGUGUUCUAGCUAAGGAAGCCUUGACAAGCCUAGAGCAUCAAAGCCACACCUCAGUUCAGUUAAGAGUUGGCUAUACUUUUGUGAUGAGUGGAUCUGUUAGUUGAGCACGGUCUAACUAGCAUUGACAUUGUCUGGAUUUACAAUUUAUCUGACAGGUUUGCUAAGGAAAGCCCAGUGUGACAAAUGUCCUUUGCUUUUACCAGACUAAGGGAGCUGCUCAAAAUAUGGCUGCUCCAGCCUGCCACUAGCCCAGUUUUUCGGGAAUUUGAUUGUGUGCAAGACUUUAUCAAUUUGUGAUGAUUCUAUAACCUACAAAGUUUGUAUGUUUGAUAAGCAUCUCUAGUCUCAGUGUUAUAGAGAAGUCUCAUCAGAUCUUUACAGAGACUAAGUGCUUCAGAGUCUGAGCCCAGAGGUGAUUCUGUGUAAAUAUGAUGUAUCUUAGUAGAGAGGUUGCAGUUAGAAAUGAACUUGAAAAUGUGGCUCUCAGCAUAUCCCUUUCAGUCUUAACUAAAAGUCUUGACUGUGUGCUUUAUGCCAUUGCAUUUAGUGUCCUUGUGCUGAAAGGAAAAUAAUGGCUUCAGAAACAGUUGAGAAUAUAAUAGGAAAACUAGUUGGUUCAAAUUUCUUUUCCAGUAAUUGUUUUACAGUUCUUCAGUGGUCUAGCUAGCCAAGAAUUCCUGCGAAGAAUUAGACUUUAAGGAUCUAAAGCUCUGAAUUGGGGCUGGUACAGGGGCUGAUAACGGAGAGUCUGCCUUCUGAUACUUUGACCUCAUAGCUAUGACCUUUGAUUGUAAGCAAACAUCUAUUUCAAAAGCUUCUCUUGCUUUCGGUAAGAAGCCUGUGUACCUGUGAGACUGCCAGUGGUUCAAAGUUGUAUGUUUGAAAAAGUUUUAUUUCAUAGUUUUUAUGAAAUUUGGGAAGUUGUUUACUUAAACAAAUGUACAAGAAAAUAAUUCAUAAAAAGCUGAAUAUAUAUGUGCAAAUUUUCUUAACUAUAAUAAAUAUUCAACAUUUUUCUAAUAAAGAUGAUUUUUUUUCUGAGUAAAAAUGUGCAUUUUAAAGA
Messenger RNA from Rattus rattus (black rat), 3450 nucleotides. RefSeq names its product signal peptidase complex subunit 3 (gene Spcs3). The transcript has 5 exons. Gene Ontology annotation, cellular component: membrane; signal peptidase complex. The coding region runs from base 129 to 671 and encodes 180 amino acids. NCBI's taxonomy places the organism in Eukaryota, Metazoa, Chordata, Mammalia, Rodentia, Muridae. The record is from RefSeq and is a predicted model, not a curated record. Gene Ontology annotation, biological process: protein targeting to ER.